This is a messenger RNA of Pimephales promelas (fathead minnow), 1996 nucleotides long. It is a transcript of the gene phf23a, whose product is annotated as PHD finger protein 23a. Gene Ontology annotation, biological process: positive regulation of protein ubiquitination; negative regulation of autophagosome assembly; negative regulation of autophagosome maturation. Gene Ontology annotation, cellular component: nucleus. Lineage: Eukaryota; Metazoa; Chordata; Actinopteri; Cypriniformes; Leuciscidae. The record is from RefSeq and is a predicted model, not a curated record.
UUUGCAGUUGCAAAAAAGCUAGUUUCUGAUUUUUUUUCGGAAAUUAACCGCGGACUUUGUAUUUUUUUCAUGUCUGCGGAUACAAUCAAGGUGUCAUCGGUUUCGUAAUUAUAAAGCCAACGGCUUCAAUUGGCUGGUUAUCAACGACUCGGACGAGGACUGAUCGACGACAUAUCAUCAUAAUUAUCAUCGAUAUUUGAGGUCUGGGCGAAAUAAUACACAGUUCAGCUUUGUUUAAUCUGAACCGUGAUCAGAUCUUCGAAAAAACUGGUCAUUUGCAAAGUAUUGCAGUUUUGAUCGCAAGACCGCUGUGAGCAUAUGGCACUUCGGUUUUGCGCCAACAGUUAGCUUAGUUGUCUGCUAAGUCCAAAAGCAACUGGACAGAUUUUUAAUUAUAUAUUAUUUGGAAGACAUUUCGCUAUUCAAAGUGACUCCAUAAGGUCAUCAGCUGGAAAUCAAAGAGCCAACACAACUUUGUGGUACCACCCCACCAUGUUGGGAAUUAUGGAUCAUCACCAAGACACCGUCCGAAAAUGUAAAACUGAGGCUUUGCCUCCAGAGCGCAGGAAGAGGACCGUUGAGGAUUUCAAUAAGUUUUGCAGCUUUGUCCUGGCCUAUGCUGGGUACAUUCCACCUCAAACAGAAGAGAGUUCAUGGUCUCCGUCUUCAUCUCCAUGUACACACGAGCUUUCUGAGCUAUCCGGUGAAGGGUCCGUAAAGGAUAGCUGGACCGAUGCUCACUCCAACCUCAACAGCAUUCACAACUUGGUCUACAAAGCUGAAACUGACAGCAGCAGCACAGAGUUCAGCCAUCUUCAGUCGGACAGCUCCUUAAACCAGAUGAGACUGAAAGACUCCCUGAACCAGAUCCAUCUUCAUAGUAAAGCUGAGAGGAAGAAGGUGAAAAAACUCGGACGCUUAUCUUUAGGAGGGCCGAGAAAAAGCAUCUCGGAGGCAAGAGCGCACAAACAGUCGAAAGCAGCUCUGAAGAAAAUGAAGAGAUCGGUAAAGACUGAGAGUCACUUUACACCCACAAGCCCUCUGAAUGAGGGGCUUCAAAAAGAGGAGGGACUAACAGAACAGGCCAUUCACUUGCAUGAGGCAGGGCUUAAACUGGAGUCCAAUCAAGAAACAGACCUGAGCUCUUGCGAAACAGACACACUCGUGACUGAUGAGGAUAUUAUGGUGGAGUCUGGUGAUGAUUCAUGGGAUCUGAUUACUUGUUAUUGCGGGAAGCCUUUUGCGGGACGUCCCAUGAUUGAAUGUGACGAGUGCUCCAUAUGGGUUCAUCUCUCCUGCGCUAAGAUUAAGAAGUCCAACGUACCUGACAUUUUCUACUGCUACAGAUGCAGGGACUCUCGGGGUUCCACGGUCAAAAGAGACCUAUGAGAAAGAGUGUGUUGGUGCAGAUGUGUGUAUUUAAAUGGACGAGAUGUUCUCAUUCCGGUCCUUUUUACUUUUCUGAUUACUAUUAAUUAGUUUCUGUUAAAUUAAAAGAUUUGAUUUAUAUAACUGCAUUUGUUAUCCUUUGUUCUGUGUUGACAGAUUUGUCUUGGUUUAUAUUAAGUGGCUUUCAGGUUUAAGAAGGCUUCCUAAAUCUCCUGCACUUAUUUGCACUACUGUAUUUUGAUUGUACACAAAUAAACUAAAAUUAAUAUGGGUGGAAAAUGUGCACUAUGACCAUAUAGUAUGUGGAUUAAUGAAUCAACUUCUCUUUUGGCCCUCUGGUAUUUCAAAGUAAUCUAGUUAGUUUGAAACCAAUAUAUAAAACAAUUUCAGUGAUGAUUGUUAUCACAAGAGCAUGUCUGGGUAAUAUCUCGCUACAAGUCAAGAAAGAAAUUUAUUUUUGCAUAAAGGACCAUUAAGAGUUAUUAUUUUUUGUUUGUUUUCAAUUACUUUUCAUGACAUUUAACUGCAAUGCUACUUCCAGUGAAGAGGUGUGCUUAAUGAAUCCGGUGUUUUUCAGUCUUGCCACUGAGGGUCCCUCUACACAUUU